AUGAAGAAGAGCGAAGAAGAGAAAAAGCACAUCCAGGCAUUUGAAAGCACAGAAGAUCGCACCGCGCCCUCAAAGGUAAGCGAUCUUGUAAAAACAUUAGAAAAGUCCUUGAAUCCAAGCCAUUUUUUAAAUACUCGGUUUAACACCCAGAAUAUUAAACUGUGCGAGCAGCUUAUGGCAAAAAGAAAGGAGAAAAGCACUGAGGCACUGCAAAAAUCUUUCCAUGUAACUCGCAGCCAAACACGAAAUGAUGCAAACCAGGAAUAA
Nematocida parisii ERTm1 is the source of this 267-nucleotide messenger RNA. RefSeq lists its product as uncharacterized. The record is from RefSeq and is a predicted model, not a curated record. Bases 1 to 267 code for a protein of 88 amino acids. Lineage: Eukaryota; Fungi; Microsporidia. The transcript has a single exon.